Babesia ovata is the source of this 4146-nucleotide messenger RNA. RefSeq lists its product as uncharacterized. The coding region runs from base 1 to 4146 and encodes 1381 amino acids. NCBI's taxonomy places the organism in Eukaryota, Apicomplexa, Aconoidasida, Piroplasmida, Babesiidae. The record is from RefSeq and is a predicted model, not a curated record. The transcript is spliced from 2 exons.
AUGUCCUUUCUUCUCCAAUGUCUUAAAGGCAGUCAAACACUUUUAAGCUUUUAUUAUCCUGGUAUUAAUGAUACUAUUGAAGCUUUGAAAGGUUCAAUAGGUAAGGGCUCUGGUGUUCCAGGAUUUGGCGAAGCCAUUGGGAGAGUGCAGGCGGGGCUGGAGAGGUAUGAGAGGGAGAUGGAGGAGAGGAGUCAGAAGGUUGUAAAUGAUGCGACUUUAAUUAAUAGACUCAUAGGUGCAUUAAAUGGCACAUUAUCUAAGAUACAUAGUAAGCCUCUGGUCAAGCAGUUGGAUGAUGACAUUAAGCCUAUGGCCCAGAGAAUGUGGGCCGUGGCAGAAGGCUUUGAAAACGACGCUGGUGAGUUAGAUGAUGGGCUGAAAAAGCAGUUAACGCCGGUUGUUGAGAAAGUGAAGCAGGCGGUGAAAACGUUUAAGGAAGUUGCAGAGAAGCCUGAAGUCAAUGGACAGGCUGGUGUGGUUGACAGGGAGUUGGUGAGGCAGCAAAAGACUGUUGAAUCUGCGAUCGUAAGGGAGGCAAAAAGCGUUCAGAGCGUAUUGGAUAGUGAAUUCAGAAACCUACAUGACAACAUUAAUAUUUUAAGUAAAGAGAAACAAAAACACUUCGAGCUGGUCAAGGAAGCCGUCCAAAAAGCCAAGGAUGAUGUCGACGAAUUGUUCGGUGAAAAUGGAGAACAUUUUGAAGAAUCGUAUACCAAAGUCAUUACUAUGAAAUUCGGUCAUCUUGGCGACAGAGUUGAGGUUUUAAAAGCGAAGGAUCCGGGCGACGGCACAAGUGACGACAAUAAAUGCAAACUUGAGAGGGAGGUUGACGAAGUAAAAAAGGCGGUUCUGAAUGUUGAAAAGCUUUACACCGAAAAGUUGACAACGAUAAAAAAGGAAGUUGAUUUGGCGGUAAACCAGGCUGUGAGCCGUCUUCAAACUGUAGAUACUGCAGUGAAGACGGGGCUUCAGGGGGUUAGAGACGAAAUACAUACUCAGUUGGAAGAGUUUGUUGACGGGGUGGGAAAAUGGAUUAAGGAGGGAAUAGAGAGAGCAUCCAGUACGUAUAACGGAUUCAGUGGAGAAAAAAAGGGGUUCACAUAUCUUGUCAAUCAAGUGAAUGCCAGUCAGAUUCUAUCAGGUGAAGACAGCGGGUUGAAGGAUUUGCUUGGAAGGGUGCAAAAUGAGAACAUCACCCUCGCAGGCGCCAUCGAAAUGUUUUUAAGAAAUCUCAAGGAUGAUGUUAACGGUAAGGUGCCAAAACCUUCCGAGCUGUUGCAGCAACUUCAAAUAACGCUGACCACUGCCCUCGAAACGGAAUUGAAGGCAGUUAUAGACGAGGAUCCAGAUAAAAUAAAACUCAAAGAUCUCAUGCAAGAGUAUCACCAGGAGACGAUGCUGAAUGGCGAUUCCUUUAAGCUCAGGGGUAUGAUAGAAGCGUUUAAAGGGCGUGUUAAAAAUGACGGUUUCAAAGGUGAUGGACACUCAGCCAGUUUCAAACCCGAGGAAAUGAAGGGUUACCAAGACGACAAGACCGGUGGUACGGACCAAGGUGCCAAGCCUAAGUACGAUUGGGCCAUGAAAAACCUAUUCGCUCAGAUUAACGAUCUGGAAUCAUUGCCCGGCGCCAUUGAUGUUGCCAGGCAGGCAACAGAAGAGCUGAUGAGACAGCUUAGUAAAAGUAUUGAAGGCAUUAAAAGCAAGAUUGAGAGCAUAGAACAGGCCGUCACUGACGCCGAUCAGCAACUCGAGGCAUCUAUUGGUACUGUCACUGACGCUUAUAACCAAGCCGAACAGAAAUCCAGAGAAGCCGUCGAACAGUUGAACACUAAUCUGCAGCAGGCCGUCAGAAGAUCAUUUGACCAACUCACCUCCCAAGUUCAAUCCCUCUUCACGAAGCAGAAGCGGGCCGAACUGGCGGCGCUGGAGAGCGUUGUCACGGCGCAGUUGGCGAGGAUAGAAGAGAUUAUCAGGGAGGAUAAGGCGACAGGGGUGAAGGGAUUUCUAAGAGAUUUAAAAGAUGGCAUUACAGAGCAUAUUCUCGACGGUCCGCUGACGGCUUCCACGAAAUUACCGGACCUGGCCACUAAACUGGUAACGUUCUUUGAACCAUUGUUCGAAUAUGUAGAUGACCAAUUAGUGCCAAGGACGCCAGGUACCUCAACUAGGUCACCACAACAGCCUACAGAUCCUAACGCUGCAAAGGUUAGGAAAAUCAGCGGUAAGCUGGCCAUGUUGCUAGCGCAUCUAAUGAAUAAUAAAAACAAAGUAUGCAAUUUUGAAACUCAAUUUAGUAAUGAUUUAGCCUCACUUAUAGAUGCCGUAAACGAGUUUGGUGCUGUUAAAUUCGGUGAAGGCCAGCACCCGGACCUACUUAACAUUGUAAGAACCGGCAUGAAUGACUUUGCCAAGCAGCUGAAAUAUGCCUACAUUAACAUGUAUGAUACUCAAAGUAUUAAGUGGCAAGAGGUUAAAGACGAUGACUUCGUGCUGACCGAAAGCGCAAUGAGAUGCGCGAAAAUAGCCUUGACCACAGUUCCCAUCCUUUUGUCAGAAUUUGAGGUGUUGCUGAAGAACACUAGCAUUGCCGGUGAUUGGUAUACUCUCAGCAUACAUCUACAUAAUAAUAGUAAUGCACUUGGCGCUUUCUUUAAAACUGCCGGCUACGGAGUUCCGAAGAGUGAAGACAUGAGCAAUGAGGAGUUGAAAAACAAGGAAGACUUUUGUGGUGAGCAGAUUCAUGAUCUCCUGGAAGGCCUUGACCACAAGUUGUAUAGUACCAAAAAAUCUUUCCAAAUCAUCGAUGGUCUGCCCAUCGAACACGAGGAGCAGAAUGGUUUGUUACAGAAACUGCAUGGCUGCCUUGUAAAAUACUUCAGCGUCUGUCACCUCACUCACAUCGACAAACCCAGGACGCCGUGCUCCGUUUACGAGAUGCUGGCAUGGUGUGCCGGCCUGCAGUUCAACUCCAUUUUUGAACCACUGUGCUCUUACUUCAAGGAGCUGUUCCAGAAACCCAAGGACCAAAAAGAUGUGCCAUAUGACCAAAUUGAAGAUAGCUCACUCAGCUUAGUCGGCACUAAGACAAUACAUCCUAGCCACUUGGUCACUGCGCUUAACGAUGUAUGUUCCCGAUCUUAUUACGUGCUGGUAGGCAUCCUUGGCAAUGGUCACGCCGACGGUGUUUACGCUUGCGAAUUCCCAAGCAACUCACUCAAUUUGUCGUAUCCGUCUUCUCCAUCACAGUGCUUUGCUAUUCUUGCAGACGUAUUAUGUAGAUUGUAUGAGCAGCUAUAUUUGCUGUAUGAGCAGUGUAAGCAUGGUCAGUUUUGUAGUGGGUGGAAUAAGUGUUGGUACGGCAGGGGAGUCGCCGGCUCAUCGUGGAGUUGUAAUACCCUACAGUGCCCCAACCAAACAGGUGACCAAACGGCUACCCAAAGUACUAACCAAAAGCACAACCAAAGGUGUGACCAAAACUGCAAGCAACAUAGUGACUGUGGCAUUAAAUCGCCGCUUCAGUCCUUCUUAGAAGACGGUCUAGUAGGCUUCCUUCCACAUCAGCUUACAAAAUUAGGCUGUGGAGUGGCAUGUUCAACGGGCAGGUAUCUAGAGGAGGUGCUUGCAGAUUUCUGUGGCAAACCAGACAAGCCUCUAAGUAAACUUUGCAGUUAUCUAACAUGUAUAUCACAACGCACGCCGCAGACACUUGGCGACCUGUUUGCUUUUUACUUUAAUUUCCUUGACAAGUGGAAUUCCAACGACGGCCACAAACGUUAUGCCUUUAUUAACGCCGUCCAAAGUGCGAACUUUGGGGAUCCGAAAACAACCCUCGAAAUCGGUCCCAUGUUCGGCAGCAGUGACCACGCUGGACAGACGCAUCCCAACGCCGACCUUCACUCGCUUGUCAAAUGCGAAAGCAACAGCGGUGAUGCAUCCCUUCCUUGCGGUCCAUACCUUAUGCCAAUUUGCCGUGACAUUUGGAACACGUUCUCCAGUAAAAACUCCGGUAAAUACUUGUCGUGGAUCGUUUACCUCAGUGAAACGUUCUAUGACCUGUUGAAAAAAUUGUAUGACGACUGCUGUGCAACGUGCGACAGGAAGGGCAGCAGAUGCUACGAAAACGCUGCAGUGAAACAUGUAAAGUAA